AGGUUUGUCAACAUGACGAAUCUUUCAGAAGUCAGGAUAUUUGUACUGAAGGGUUUCACAGAUGAUUUUGAGUUGCAGUUGAUCUUAUUUUUUCUAUUUCUGGCAAUCUACCUAUUUACUCUGAUAGGAAAUUUAGGCCUUGUUGUAUUGGUCAUUGGGGAUUCCCGGCUCCACAAUCCCAUGUAUUAUUUCCUCAGUGUGCUAUCGUUCUUGGAUGCAUGCUAUUCCUCAGUAAUCACCCCAAACAUGUUAGUAAAUUUCAUAUCGAAGAAUAAAGAUAUUUCAUUCCUUGCAUGUGCUAUCCAGAUGUUCCUCGCUGUUACCUUUGGGACUACUGAAUGCUUUCUCUUGGCGGCAAUGGCUUAUGAUCGCUAUGUAGCCAUCUACAACCCACUUAUGUAUUCAGUUAGCAUGUCACCCAGAGUCUAUGUGCCGCUCAUUGCAGCUUCUUACAUUGGUGGUGUUUUGCAUUCCACUCUACACACAGCAGCAACUUUUAACCUCUCCUUCUGCGCCUCCAAUGAAAUUCGGCAUGUCUUUUGUGACAUCCCUCCACUGCUUGCCAUCUCCUGUUCAGACAUUCACCUCAACCAGCUUCUCCUCUUCUACUUUGUGGGUUCUAUUGAGAUCUUCACCAUCACGAUUGUUCUAAUCUCCUAUGGUUGCAUUUUUAUGGCAAUUCUCAAGGUGCGUUCUGCAGACGGAAGGCGAAAAGUGUUUUCAACUUGUGGCUCUCAUCUAACUGGAGUGUCGAUUUACCACGGAACAAUUCUCUUCAUGUACGUGAGGCCAAGGACCAGUUACGCUUUAGAUCAUGACAUGAUAGUGUCUAUAUUUUAUACUGUUGUGAUAGCCAUGCUGAAUCCCAUUAUAUACAGUUUGAGGAACAAAGAUGUAAAAGAAGCCAUUAAAAAAGUUUUGGGGAAAUGUGUGAUUAAAAAUAAAGUAUAUUAUUAA
This is a messenger RNA of Elephantulus edwardii (Cape elephant shrew), 957 nucleotides long. RefSeq names its product olfactory receptor 5T2-like. Gene Ontology annotation, molecular function: G protein-coupled receptor activity; olfactory receptor activity; odorant binding. Gene Ontology annotation, biological process: sensory perception of smell; G protein-coupled receptor signaling pathway. Bases 13 to 957 code for a protein of 314 amino acids. The record is from RefSeq and is a predicted model, not a curated record. Lineage: Eukaryota; Metazoa; Chordata; Mammalia; Macroscelidea; Macroscelididae. Gene Ontology annotation, cellular component: membrane. The transcript has a single exon.